AUGAACUCGCCAGUCGCCGUCUUUGUCGUCGUCUUGGUCGCUGUGCUGCAUAUCCAAGUGGCAUCGUCGCUGCCAAGCGCCAGAAUUGCAUCGAGGUCUCUCAUCACCUGCGGAGUGGUUCCGGAUGUGACAGCGUUCUGCCAAAACUACCAGCUCGGCUGCGAGUCCCUGUGCGGCAGCGCUUCGAUCCGGGAACACGCCAACGACGAGCACCAUCACCAGCGGCACCACAAAAAGCAGCUCCAGCAGCACAUCGUCGACAUCGCCUAG
Messenger RNA from Polychytrium aggregatum, 270 nucleotides. RefSeq lists its product as uncharacterized. The record is from RefSeq and is a predicted model, not a curated record. The coding region runs from base 1 to 270 and encodes 89 amino acids. The transcript is spliced from 3 exons. NCBI's taxonomy places the organism in Eukaryota, Fungi, Chytridiomycota, Chytridiomycetes, Polychytriales.